Messenger RNA from Porites lobata, 9800 nucleotides. NCBI's taxonomy places the organism in Eukaryota, Metazoa, Cnidaria, Anthozoa, Scleractinia, Poritidae. The record is from the annotation of a GenBank genome assembly.
AUGGCUCUAAAAAAUUUUUCUGAAGACGAAAACCAUAAAACUGACUGGCAAGAACUGUUCUGCUCGGCUGAAUUUGUCAGAGGUGUAGAGAGCGAGCUUAUAUUCCUUUCAGCUCUUAAUAUUUUUCUUUCCGUCACUGCAUUUUUGGGGAACACUCUGAUCCUAGUUGCUCUGCACAAGGAAACUUCACUUCAUCCGCCGUCCAAACUCCUGUAUCGUAACCUAGCGAUAACUGAUCUCUGUGUUGGUAUCAUUGCGGAGCCCUUAGCUGCGACUUAUUCGGCUUCUGUGGUGAAAGGAAGAUGGGAUAUUUGCUAUUACGCAACACGAGUCCAAAAAUUUUCAGGCAGUAUUUUGUGUUCAGUAUCUUUAUUAACAUUGGCUGCAAUAAGCUUGGACAGACUUCUCGCCUUGAUGCUGGGGCUCAGAUACAGACAAGUUGUAACUUUGAAAAAAACAAGUGUAACUGUGAUUGGUUUUUGGAUUUUGUCCAUCGUCGUAGCAGCUACUGACUUUUGGAAUCUAUUUUUUAAUGUAACCACAUGGUAUGAACGUAUAGGUUUACCUUUGUGUCUAGUCACCACAAUCUUCGCUUACACAAAAAUCUCCUUCACUCUGCGUCAUAAUCAAAUUCAUGUUCAGAACCAUGUUGCUCAAGGACAACCGAGUCAAGCAAUUCCACUGAACAUAGCUCGAUACAGAAAGGCAGUGUACAGUGCAAUCUGGGUACAAGGAACAUUGGUUGUUUGUUAUCUGCCGUAUAGUAUAGCGUCCAUUUUAGCACUUCAAAGAGGGAUCUCUUUAUCCGUUUACCGUGCGCUUGCUUUAACUCUUUCUUUAGUCUAUUUAAACUCAUCUUUAAACCCCUUGAUGUACUGUUGGAAGAUCAGAGAAGUAAGGCAAGCUGUGAAAGGAACAUUAAGGCAACUCUUCCGUUGAUCGAGUUGGUUUUCUUUGCUUUCCAUCUGGUAAUUCAUCUCUGAAAAACGUGCUUUCGAGGAGAAAUCUGGCCUCGUUGAUAUUGAACAAUUUUUAACUGUAAAUAUAUUGUACUGCAAGCAUAUUUCAACAAUUUAAAGGCAUAUCACCUGUUUUUUAGGGGCAAGUAUAGUAUUCCUCGCCUAGAAAUUCAAAGAUGUUAUCAGCUUAACUAUUUAGUGGCAUCAAGAGAGAAUGAGCUAAGAGAGCGAAUCCCUGUGCCCCAUGAUAAUUUUUUAAAAUCUAUUUAAAGUUCGCGCGCGUGAUGCGAAGGCUUUUUUUGUCUGUUGUUUCCGUGACCCGUGUGGUCUACUUUCACGUGAACGUGACAUGUUUCACCGCCAAACAUUUGAAGUUUGACAGCCAUCAUAGUAAUUAGCGCCAGGAGCCGAUACUAAUCGGCUCCUGCUGUAGACAUGUUUUUGAUCAGCGUGUUCCGCUCAUAAUUUAGGAAUGAAUUUCAUUUACAAGGGAUUGCAGUAUUGGAGUCAAAAUUUCACUUUGAGAUUUUCUAACGGCUGGUAGCCUCAUUUAAAGUAACGAAUAUUGAAUUCUGACACAUUGAGAAAGCCAAAGGCAAAGGUUAUCAAACGAGAAACACAAAACCUUUAAUAAAUGGCUGGCUUCACUUGUUUAUACAAAUGUGUAAGAUAUUUUUUCUCUUUUUCAUGGAAUCUUCUUCGGUCAGAAACAGUAAAAUUGCUUUUAAGAACUAUUCUUGAGAGUUUCAAACUGCAUUACUUCUUCUUUAUGUCUAAUACUUGCGAUGAAUAUUUCGCUGUGCGAACGCAAAUCAGGUCAGAUGCUUCAAGCUGUUAAAGAGUCGCCAGCCUUGAUGCCUGAGACUUCUAAUCCGCGGUUUCCGGUUUCGGUCAAUUCUUCAUAGUGAGCGGUGUGCCCACAUUUGUAUAGAGCCCUCUCAAAAUUCAAAUGUUUGGCGACCAAACAUUCGUGUUUGCACCCACUUUGAACCGCUCGUACGUGUCCACGGUUAAAUCCAAACGAUGGUAUCACAGCUCGAUGGUGUAUGUGGAUGUCGCCGGAAGAGACAGUUGUCGUUUUAAUACAAUAGGUUGUUGGUUGUUUAUAUACUGAUGCAGCGAAGACCUCAAUGACCAAUUUUCGUCGAGUCAGAACCGCUUUCUUCGGCGAACUCCCACAAGCCACGACCGUUUUGCUCUUCGGCAGCUACUCUGUCCAGAUUUUUCCACGUAGAAAUCUUUUGACUCGUCGACGAAUUGAAAGUAAUACCACGUUUGCACGCCAUAUCGCUUGCUGUGCGUGAUCGGCAGUGAAAUGAAUUACUCGCUAAGUUUAAAAUUACAUGACGCCACUCAAACCGACCAAUAAGGUGGCGUCCUUAAAAUAACCACGCAGUAUGACACAGAACCAAGAAUAGAUUGAAAAUAAUUUUCAUGGAAAGAGGGUUAUGUAUUGGGGAUUCGCUCUCUUGGAUCAUUCUCUCUUGGUGGCAUGAAGUGUACACAUCCCGCGAGAGCUUAACUCGUGCGAAUAAAGAGCUAACAAAGAAAUAUUACGUUUCAAGGGUUCCAUUCCUUCUUGUUCUUCUUGUCCAGUCUUGUGUUUGUUGUUGUUGUCGUUGUUUUACCAAUUAAAGUAAUUCCAGCCAGUCAGGGGAUGUCUGUAAAACGGCUACCACAUACUUGCGGAUGGGAAAAUGAGGAAAAAAAAGCUCGGAAAGAAAAAAAUGCCGACAGAAAAAAAAAACAACAAGUAAGAAGGAUAAGACGAGCAAUGCCGAUAGCAAAUAAAAACAAACAAACAAAAACAAAAAGGAAAGAAAUCUUUCUUUGAAGUGGUUGUCACAGGGUUGGGCCGUUCAUGUAUAGAACUUGUUGUUAUUAGUUGGCCGACAGGUUACUCCAGGUUUUUCCUCAGUUCUUUAAUUUGAGCCCUGUAUUUCCUUUCCUUAAUGUCAUAGCAAAAAAAGACUCUCUCUUUUCGUCCUCCAUGAAUGCACGCACGCUCUGGAGCACUUCUUCUUUGAGCACAUAGCAUGCAGAGGGGCCUGUAGGCAGGGUGAACAGCGCAAAUAACCGUCCAGCUCUUCGCCUAUUUUCAUUUUGCGCUUGCUCCGGAAUUUCCUUUUCCCACAGUGCAUAAUUAUGCUAGACAAUUAUUCAAACGUGGCGUAAUUCACCUUACUUCCGGGAAUUAGCGACAUAUUUUAAUGUUACUUUUGGAAUUUAAUGGUUAUCUUCAGUCAAAAACGGAACUGUGUCGUUCAUAUUUGUUUAUGGAUCAAUCAAAAUGAACUUCAGAUUCUGGCCAUGAAAAAGAAUCGAUCAGGGUUUCCAUUUUGUCUUGUCGCUAGGUCAGUUUUGCUCGGCAACUCAGUCCACCCGCCAUACAUAAAAUCAGGCCCUGCAGGUACUUGGGCGGUAACCAUGCCUAGUUCCCACUGCGCUAAGAAGAUCCGUGUUGGACGUAAAUGAAUAAACAAAUAAAUGUAGCUGAAGUAUAAGUGAAUAGAAAUGAUCAUGCAUCGUAAUAACACGAACAUCGAAUUUUACCCGGCUGUGAAAGCACUGUAUUUUAAGUCUGCAGUCAUUUUCAUGAUACUUGAAAGCAGUGCAAAUAAACUAUUAGAGAACAAAACAAAUUAAAAACUGAAUUACUUUGCGAUCUCGGCGCCUAAGAAAUCGUUUUGUUGUCAAAUGUCGGUCCAUAGUUUUUUAUUUCAAAAUAGUUACUUCUAAGUCGGUCAAAAAAAAGCAAAUGUGAGAUUGGCAAACAACUCAGUCAAAUAUUACGUACUCUUAGAACACUACCUGCGUUCAAUCCUGGCAAUAAGAACAAAGUAUCAUUGGAUGUAACAGAAGACGAACGGGAAAAAUAAAAUUUUUAAGUACCCUGUGAAGUAUCGGAAGGAAUUGACAAACAGCCUAGCGCUCCUGUUUAUCCAGGAAUUGCAUCUAAUUAUCUGUCUAAUGUAACUAUUACCUGUAGUUCCUACUUUUUCUCCGCCUUUUAUUUCAAAACUAAAAAUUUCUGUCAAUAACUUUGUACACGUGUUUUGCUCUCCGAAGAUGGAUAUCAAACUACAAUUAAUUUUAUAAUUGGGAUUUAAGCAUAGAAGAACCAUAAAAAAAACCUGCUUCAGUAACACAAAUUAUUUUUGUUAUCCACAUUUUUUUCUAUCCUCACUUUUCCAUCCGCAGGUAUCUGGCACGCGUUUUACAGACACCCCCAGUCAGGUGUGCGUGAAGAGGCACUAUUAUAACUGUUACAUUGAAAUGGUCGAGCAGAGAAACGAAAUAUGAAAAUAAAAUUAAAAUUCAACAGAAGACAACAUAAUAAGAAACACUUACCUCAAAAAAGUGAAACAAAAAAGUAAGAACGGAGAAGAUUCGUCUUAACUUUUUAAAAACAAAACUCCGCUGAACUAAAUACUCUUAUUUUAUUAUUAUUAUUUUUUUUCAUUUUCUUUGAUGGCAACAACGCACUUGAAACGUGCGGCCUUUUCCUUUAAUUGACAAAGUUAAGAAAAUCUUGAAUUGGCCAACUGAAAAGAAAAAUAGUGGAGAAUAUGAAAAAUAGCUAGACACGAGACAGCAGAAAGAAAAUCAAUCUUAUCAGUAUUCGGUUUGGUCGCGAUCUCAUUUUUCGUGCUCUCGUUUACUUGAGGUUAAGUCUAGCACCAGUAUAAAUUGUAACUGAUUAGUAAGGCUAGAAAAGGUACAAGCAGUCGGUAUAUUGUGCUUUCUACAUCAGUCGUUGUUUAUACACUGGACGUGAUGGAAACGAAAAGGCAUUGAGAGAAACGACAGGUGUCCAUACUGGGUAAGAACCAAGGUUAUAUUGAUAACACAUCGAUCAUCAGUCCAGUUUGGUAAAAGUACCAUAUUGAAGGGCAAAGAUAUUGCCUUUCCAAAAGUUAGGAAUGCUCGGUAUCUCAGAAGAUGAACUGGGCAUUAAAUACAUGCUAUAACUUUUGUAUUUUGCCUAACACAGGUGUCAUGCAAGCGAUAGCAAAAAUUCACCUCAUGAGCACAUAAUAUUUUGCAACAAAAGCAACUUGUACUUUGUAAUCACGCCGGAAGGGAUGUUAAUUAAGUAACGUAGAAAGGGGAACAGGAAAAAAAAGUAUAUCCAUGUCAAUUCCGCGCGAAAACACUUGCGUACUAAAGGAAGAUGCUGUAGGAAACAAGCCAGGGAGAUCCAGGGAAUAAACCCUGGAAAAAAACAUGCAGCUGUUCAAGGAACGAGUGUUAUUGUUAGUGGUGAAGUUAUCAUUUAACAUCUUCAUAAACAACACAAAUAACGUACACCAACGUUAUCGCAGCCCACUGCACACAGUUUGAUGUGUUUGCCGACUGUCAAGACUUCCUUUACAACUGAAAACACAUUAAAAACAUCAGCGAGUUAGUUUCAACAGGCUCAUUAAAGUUCGGUGUCAGCUUGAAACACUUCAUUGUUUUUGCUAAACCCUGACUACAACUUUUAAGAACAAAAAUAAGACUCAUCUCUUUUGUUACAUAUCGUGAUAACUAUAUAUUACAGGCGUGAUAAUUACGGAAGAAUUAGCAAAUAAAAUAACCGCUUCAAAGCACUUGCACUGAUGAGAUGGCCAUGACGUUUUCGUGCGAUUUCCCUUUAGUAUACCCUAAUUGAUUGCUAAUUGUUGUAAACAUACGCUUAGUCAUUAAGUAGGGCAUAUACACCUGAUUGCAAUGAGCAUGUCUUACAAAAAUGGUAAAGGGGGAAAUGAAAGGCCUUCUAAAAAAUCUAGAAAGGAGUCAGAAAGGGAGCAUUAAGCUGUAUAGGCAUUUUGGGGGCAUAGAAGAGAAGACUGUACGCGUAGGUUGUUGAAAAUAAAUUCACCAUAUAGUGGUUUAACGGCAAGCCUAAUUAAUUUCGAUUUGUUUUUUUGCAAUUUUAAUUUCAAUUCCUUUUAGCUGAUUUAACUAUGACAACGCUAUAGCAAUUAGGUGUAUAUACAGUAUAUCGCUUAAUUUCUGGGAAGGAGUGAUGGCUCAAGCUUAUAGUAAACUUAAAAAAAUUCUAAUGAGUUAUCGGAAUUUCCUUCAAAUUACUGCGAUAUCAAGUUGCCAAUGCACCUCCAACAAGAGACCUAAAAAUGUGUUAAAAUCGCCCGUGAGUUUAAGUUUCACCUGGCUCAUUUAUAGUUCGAUCAGUUAGAUUGAAAAAGUACCGAGACAACUUUGCUCGACCUUUCUUGGCCCUGAGAGCUUUUUUCUUUUACGUUUAGUUAAUAGUUUUUGCACGUUUAUGACUCUAUAAAUUACUUCUGAUCAUUAUUUAUUAAUACGCGACAAAUUAACGUAUAUAGCCCGUUUAGGUAAAUAGUGUUGACUGUAGAGAUGUCGACAUGAUAUCAAUUUUCACCCAGAUUAAAAUAGUGUGUAUAAAUGAAACUCUCACUUGCAGGUCAUUCGCUUCCUCUCAAACCGCCCCCCGCCCCCUAAGUAGUUUUGACACUCAUGCAAGAUGGCAGCCCGUAACGCAAAGCGCUCGAUCUCGACGAUCUUACGGGAAAAUAGGGGACUGUGAACAGUCUAGUGGUAAAGUUAUCAUUUUAAACCCUGACUACAACUUUUAGGAACAAAAAAAACUCAUCUCUUUUGUUUUUGUUUGAAACACGGAUCGUGAUAUUUACAGGCGUGAUAAUUACAGAAGAAUUAGCAAAUAAAAUAACCGCGUCAAAGCACUUGCACUGAGAUGGUCAUGACGUUUUCUUGCGUUUUACCUUUACCCUAAGGGAUGGUUUUCACAGUGAGGUCAUCAAAUUGCAAAGUCAAAAAAGCGAGGCUCUAUGAAUUCUUAUUUACACUAGGUUGAAGAUAAAUAGAAAAGAAAUCUUUGUACAAGAUUCCAGCCCCGAAGUACGUUUCUUUUCGAAAACACAGCAGUUUGAACUUCCGAGUUUUCACAGUACGUGAAACCAAAAUAGGAAUGCUGUCUCAUUGCAAAAAGUCUCUCGUCUUGAUUUUCUUGAUUUUGAUGCAGACUCGUACCCAGUCGCUAUUCAAGUGUUUUUUGGGAUGAGAGAAGAUUGGAAAUUAGGUUGAGGCGCGCGCGGGGUCUCAUGGGAAGGGAAAAAGGACCUGCACGUCUCUAGCGAACGAAAUCUGCCAGUCGCUAUUUUUCCUUCUUCCCUUCCCAUGAGACCCCGCGCGCGCCUCAACCUAAUCCUUAAUCUUCUCUCAUCCCAAAAAACACUUAAAUAGCGACUGGGUACGAGUCUGAUUUUGAUGGUUUUCGUGCGUUUUCCCUUCACCCUAAUUGAGUCCUAAUUGUUGUAAACAUGUAGAUAUCUUUUUCCAGCCAUAUUAAUUUCACGCGUGGUCACGUAGCGCAUAUACACCUAAUUGCAAUAACGUUGUCUAAGAAAAAUGGUAAAGGGAAAUGAAAAAAGAAAAAGCCAAAUAGGAAUUAAUUAGGCCUGCUAAUAAAUCUAGAAAGGAGACAGAAAGAGAGCAUUUAUUUGCUGCAUAGGCGUUUUAGGGGCAUAGAAGCGAAGACAGCACGCGUAUGUUGAAAAUAAAUUCACGAUAUAGUGGUUUAACGGUAAGCCUAAUUAAUUUCGAUUUGUUUUUUGCAUUUUUAAUUUCAGUUGCUUUUAGCUGAUUUAACUAUGACAACGCAAUUGCAAUUAAUUAGGUGUAUAUAUGUCGCUUAAUUUCUGAGAAGGAGUGAUGACUCAGCCUUAUAUAAACUUUAAAAAAUCUUGAGUUAUUGGAAUUUCCUUCAAAUUACUGCGAUGUCAAGUUGCCAAUGCGUAGCCAACAUAAGACCUAAAAAGUUAUUAAAAUUAUCCGUGAGUUUAAGUUUCAUCUGUGACAUAACAUUUGGCUCAUCAUAGUUCGGUCAGUUGGAUUGAAAAAAUACCGAGACAACUCUGCUCAUCCUUUCUUGGCGCUCUGAGCUUUUUUCUUUUACGUUUAGUUAACUGAUAGUUUUUGCACGUUUAUGACUCUAUAAUUUACCUCUGAUCAUCAUUUAUUAAUACGCUACAAAUUAACGUAUAUAACCAGUAACAGUUUAGGUAAAUAGUUUUGACUGUAAAGAUGUCAAAUUGAUAUCAACGUUGGCCCAAAUUCAAAUAGUAUAUAUAAAUAAAACUCUCACUUGCAGGUCAUUGCGCCCAAGAGGAAAAUGGCCCUGAAAAAUUUUACUGAAGACGAAAACCAUAAAACUGUCCAAGGACUGUUCUGCUCGGCUGAAUUUGUCAGAGGUGUAGAGAGCGAGCUUAUAUUCCUUUCAGCUCUUCAUAUUUUUCUUUCCGUCACUGCAUUUCUGGGGAACACUCUGAUCCUAGUUGCUCUGCACAAGGAAACUUCACUUCAUCCGCCGUCCAAACUCCUGUAUCGUAACCUAGCGAUAACUGAUCUUUGUGUUGGUAUCAUUAUAGAGCCUUUAACUGUGACUUAUUUUACUUCUGUUGUGAAAGAAAGAUGGGAUAUUUGUUAUUACGCAUAUCGGGCAGGAAAUUACUCAAGUUUUGUUUUGUGUGUAGUGUCUGUAUUAACAGUGACUGCAAUAAGCGUGGACAGACUUCUCGCCUUGUUGCUGGGGUUCAAAUACAGACAAGUUUUAACUCAUAGAAUAACAUGUAUAAUUGUGACUGGGUUUUGGAUUUUGUCCAUCGUCGGUGCGUCUACUCUCUUUUUUAAUCGUCGUAUAACUUCAUGGUGUCUAUACAUAGUUUCGGCUUUGUGUCUAGUCACCACAACCUUCGCUUACACAAAAAUUUUCUUUACUCUGCGUCAUAAUCAAAUUCAUGUUCAGAACCAUGUUGCUCAAGGACAACCGAGCCAAGCAAUUCCACUGAACACAGCUCGAUACAGAAAGGCAGUGUACAGUGCACUGUGGGUACAGGGAACAUUGGCUAUUUGUUAUCUUCCAUUUUCUAUAUUGUUCGUUUUGACACCACGCAGAGGGAUGCCUUUAUCGAUCUACCUUGCCUGGAAUUUCACAACUAGCAUGGUUUUCUUUAACUCGUCAUUAAACCCGUUGCUGUACUGUUGGAAGAUCAGAGAAGUAAGGCAAGCUGUAAAAGAAACAUUAAAGCGACUCUUCUGUCGAUCGAGUUAGUUUUUUACGGUUUCCAUCCGUUGACUCGUGCUAUAUUCAAAACUCGCUUCCAAGGUGAAAUUUACUGAAUUUAACGCAGUUAACUGUAAAUGUACGGUAUUUAUUGUAAGCUUAUUUUAAGAAAAAAGACAUAUCAGCUGUUAUUUUGUGGCAUGAAGUGUAAACGGCCUUACCAAUAAAUAGAUAGCUAAGAAACAAAUAGGAUGUCAACAUGUUUUUAUUAGCAACACAACAACUUUGCUCGUUGAUCACGCUUUUUUGCACUGUACAUUUCUUUGGCGUCGCUGAACGACUACGACGUGAAAGUGCAUCAUUUCACUUUUUUGGAGGACAAGAACACAAGGAAACGACUUCCUCUUUCUUUUCCUGAAUUUCGAUACAGUGUUUAAGAAUUCACUUCCAGAAAAAAUUGCCAACAUUUGAAGAAUUGAACGAGCUCGAAUAAGUGCGACCAAUUGACUAAAGACGGGCGGGUUUUAUCAACAUAGGCGCUGAAUAUAAACUUUCUCAUAAUCCUUCCCCGCGCUAUAUCCGUUGUCGCCAUUCAGUGUAAUCAGUAUUCGGUUGGUCGCGCUCUCAUUUUUCGUGCUCUCGUUUGGCUUUCGUAUCUUUACUUGAGGAAAAAUUCACACGACAAAAAACAUGGUGAGCACAAAGAAAAAAAAAGUGCAAAGCAGGAAGUCACCCUCCCAAUGCCCCACCCUGUCAUUUUUCCCGCGAAAACCAUCAUUCAGUUUCCAUGA